Fulvia fulva is the source of this 915-nucleotide messenger RNA. RefSeq lists its product as uncharacterized. Bases 1 to 915 code for a protein of 304 amino acids. NCBI's taxonomy places the organism in Eukaryota, Fungi, Ascomycota, Dothideomycetes, Mycosphaerellales, Mycosphaerellaceae. The record is from RefSeq and is a predicted model, not a curated record. The transcript is spliced from 9 exons.
AUGAGCGACCAUACUGCUGCUCGCCAGGCGAUCCAAACGGAAAUUGCGCCUACUCUGGACAGCAAUCUCACGUUGUUCCAAGAUGAUUGCGGAGCUUACCAGGACGACCGUCGCUCCGCUGACUGCUGUAGAUCACUGGGAGAACCUGGCGUGAACGAGACAGUUUAUUGCGCUGCGCCUCACAACCCGAAGCCUCCACAGCUAUGCACUGAUCCCACGCUGCUCGCAAAGUGUUGCACUUCUGGCGAGACUCCCAGCAGCUCCACGUGCACAUCGGUCGACAACCCAGCUGUAGCCAAUUUCACAGAUUUCAGGAACAGAUGUGAAGCUGGAAAGACGACGUACUGUUGCGGCUUCAGCGAAACCUUUUCCGAACUGCGAAACUGCGUCAACCCCGAUCCAGCUGUCCCUCCACUCUGCGUUGCAGGUGAACCAACUUGCUGCGAUCCCAAUGCGUCGCUCAACGAUGAUACCGAGAGCCGAUGCUAUCCGCUGUCCAACGUCUAUGACCUCAACAAAUGGCAGGCCGAUUGCAAGUACGACCCGAGCAACGAGGAGGCUGCAAAUUAUACCGCUGGGAACUGUUGUGACGAGAAUGAUAGUGACGGAUACACGUGCUACAACACGGCCUUCGUCUUGCCUGGUGCUCCGGACCCAGACCCUCCUGUCGAGCCUCCGGUUCCCCAGACACCGGUUUGCCCAACCGGUCGCACGCAGUUUUGCUGUCCAAUUGUGCUCGGUGCAGUGGGAACUUUGUGUAAACAGCUGAACCCCCUACAAACUAACGCAGACGCUUUCGCUACCGCUUGCGACAAGUCGCCCGGCUUGAUCGGGUCCAAGGCCAGGUGCUGCACAACGACAACGGCUCUACUUGGUGGACUUCUUGCUGUAGACUGUGAGGCAGUGAAGAAGUAG